Molecule: messenger RNA, 645 nt
Organism: Triticum dicoccoides
Lineage: Eukaryota; Viridiplantae; Streptophyta; Magnoliopsida; Poales; Poaceae
Exons: 1
Coding region: 83-412 (109 amino acids)
Source: RefSeq, a predicted model, not a curated record
CAGUUGGACUCGUCCUCCCUCUAAACUCCAGCCAACCAAUCGGGAAACGACUUCCCAUCGCUUUCCCCUUCCCCCCGCCCGCAUGCUGGGCGCCGUCCUCCGCGGCCCGGCCUCUCCGAUCCCGCCUCUCUUCCCCGCGCCGGGGCGCCCUCUCAUCCACCUAUCCCGCCGCCUCCCUACGGCGCCCACCAUGGCCGACGCCAAGAAGACCGACGCGCCGGCGACCCCGGCCCCGGAGCCGCCCGAGAAGCCGCUCCCCGGCGACUGCUGCGGCAGCGGCUGCGUCCGCUGCGUCUGGGACAUCUACUACGACGAGCUCCAGGACUACCAGAAGGCCCUCGCCGCUCACUCCUCCGCCGCUGAUCCCAGCGGCGACAAGGCCUCCGCCGACGAGAAGAAGAUCAAAUCGUGAGACCCCAGGAUUCAGGACCCGUAUGUGUAUGCUUUGACCUCUCCUGUUCACAAAUUGGAUUCUUGGUCGUGUAAGAUAUGUCAGCAUUACUCACAGCAUUACAGCUAAACAUCCAUUGUAUUCUCACCGUGUAUGCUGCAAUUUGUACUUGCUGCUCAUCAUUCUUUGUGUGACCAAAGAUGCCCCUGAUUAUGAAUACAAGUUCCUUUCUGCAGCAGUUCAAUUCAUGUUUA